Molecule: messenger RNA, 975 nt
Organism: Phytomonas sp. Hart1
Lineage: Eukaryota; Euglenozoa; Kinetoplastea; Trypanosomatida; Trypanosomatidae
Source: the annotation of a GenBank genome assembly
CUUUAUUUUUACCAAGAACUCAAAUGUCUCUAGUUGCCCUUGAAGUGAAUCUGAUCAUUAUUCCAGGAUGUAUCAUAUUUUUGCUCUUCUUUUUACCCGUUGCGUUCGUUUCAAAAACUGUUUCACAAUUGCUACAGAUAAUUGAAAAGCCAAGCUUUUCAAAGCUUACUUUUCUAUCGGUCAUUGCUAUAGCAACAUUUAUUGCAUUUCUGUCGGACGUCGCUAAAUGGCAUUCGGUAUAUGGAUCAAAGCCGAAGCCAGUGUUUCCAGACAUCAGCAUUGCCCUCCAGCACGACAACAAAAGACUGCGGCUUGAAAGAAAUAUUUAUAUUCAUGUUCUCAGUUCAGUUCUAUCACUUUCUAUUAAAAAAUUAUCUACCAUUGACUUCAGGAAGCCUAUCAUUUUUGAAAAAGUAAAGCGAGAAUAGAAUCAUAAUCUGCACUACUACGUUGCAGUAUUAUGUUUACACAAUGAAUCACUUCAGUAUUGCUAUUGCUGUUUACGUAUCAAUCAUUAAAUUACUAUUUUAUCUUUUUUAAAGCAUUGUUAUUUGUAUAUGUUUUAGGUUUGAUGAAUUUAAAUAACCUUUAAUUACUCCUAAUUAAGAAUGAAAUUAGUUUUAUUGAUUUGUAUUGCAAAUAUGAGUCUUCACGUUGUCUAGAGAGAAAAUAGAAAAUUAUUGGGUAAGCAAAAAUGGAAGGAAAAGUGUAUUUUUUAGUAUCUUGCAUAAAUAUGAGAUACACUAAAGGAUUCAGCUUAUAAUUUUACAUUAAGCUGAACUUUGACUUUGAAUAAUGGUACUUAGUUGUUUUUCUACUUAUCAUUUUCAACAUUGGGAAGAAAAAAAAUAAGACCUGAAUGAAUUGCUGUCUACUCAAGUAAUGCGUAUGAUAAAAAAUCCUUUUUAGUGUAAGAUCGUUAACGAUAUACAUAAAUCUGAACGUUCUGGAUACAUAUUAUAGAAGGCUCUGUUU